Molecule: messenger RNA, 1064 nt
Organism: Salvelinus namaycush (lake trout)
Lineage: Eukaryota; Metazoa; Chordata; Actinopteri; Salmoniformes; Salmonidae
Product: calcium-regulated heat-stable protein 1-like
Exons: 3
Coding region: 1-336 (111 amino acids)
Biological process (GO): regulation of mRNA stability
Cellular component (GO): cytoplasm
Molecular function (GO): mRNA 3'-UTR binding
Source: RefSeq, a predicted model, not a curated record
AUGCCAUCUGCAUGGGUUAAUGUUUGUUGUUUCUCUGCUGUGUGUCUCAGGACGGUGCGGGCCAGAUCAGGCCCAGUGUAUAAGGGCGUGUGCAGGACCUUCUACAGGUGCCAGGGUCAUGGCUUUAUAAAGCCCUCCAACGGUGGAGAGAACAUCUUUGUACACAUCUCUGAUAUCGAUGGAGAAUACGUUCCGAUGGAAGGCGACGAGGUCACGUACAAAGUCUGUUCCAUCCCCCCCAAGAACCAGAAGAUGCAGGCGGUGGAGGUGGUCAUCACCCACCUGGCCCCAGGAACCAAGCAUGAGACCUGGUCUGGACAGAUCAUCAGCUCCUAGACCUCCACCUGCACCUGGAGAGAGGCGGUGUGGGGAAGAGUGGAGGGUGGGGUUGGGGAGGGAAGGUGGGAAGGAGCCUGAAUAGGUAAAGGGGAGGGAAGAGGGAGAAGUGGAGUCCAGGGUAGGGAGAGAAGGUGGGGAAGGAAGGAGCCUAGAGAGGUAAACGGGCAAGGGGAGCAGAGGAAGGAGUGAAUAAGUAAAGGGGUUGGAAUGUGGUAUAAGGCUUAAGAUGGCUUUAUGUAGGUUUCAGUUGGAAUGAGGAAAGUAAAUUAUUUAAUUUUAAGAAAAAAUAUCAAGGUUAACUUUGAUUUAAGAUUAAAGGUUGAUGGUUUAUUUAAGAUGAUUUAAAAUAGCAGGAGUCGAGUAAGUUUAAUAAAUCACUGUUAUAGGGAAAACGUGAAACAGAGCAUCAAACCUUCCUAAAUUAUAUUGUUUUUAUUCAUACUUUUGAUUGAUUGAUUGACUUAUUUAUUUUCCAUUUGUUAUGACAGGUGAGGUAGAUGUUGUAGAUCAGAUUGUUUAUAAAUGUGUGUUUUUGUGCCAAUAUAUACCUGGUCUAACCCAUUACACAAUUCACUCUGAUGAUACUGCCCUGGUAACGCCUACUCCUUCAGUCUAAUGUUGACCAAUGACCAUUUAUUCAUCUUUGUAACAGAGUUACUGAUGAUUACUAUAUGAGGUUCAAACCCCUUUUUUUAUCAUUAAAACCAAUGCUAUCCAGAUUAACA